CUUAUCCGCCCGUUUUCAUUUCCGCCACUCUCCCUCUCUAGAAAAUCCGAAAAGAGCUCCCGGUUCCCCAAUCUCAAGCCGAGCGCCCAUUUGUACAACCAUCCAUUUCAUAGCAACUAAAUCCAAGCUCUGCAUCCGUGUCUCUCUAACCCAUCCAUGAUGGAGCGAGCUGAAAAACUGCGUUUUUGUCCGUAUGAGGUUCCCCGAACAUGCAAAUCGGAGGAAAACAACAAGAUAAACCCUCCCGAUUUGCCAGCUCCGAGAGCGCAGAGGUCAUCAAGCUUCCCCCAAACUUGCAAUCACAGAUCCGGCCUACACCUCAGGAAAAAAAAAAUUCAUAUUUGUGGUCUGCAUGAGACAAAGGAAAGGAUGUCCUCUCGGAGAUACAAAGGAAAGGAUGUCCUCUCGGAGAUCACAGAUCUGAGCAAACAUAAGGACACACGGAUCCAUUGUACAGCCGAGAGAUAGGAAAUAUUGAAUGUUCGUAAUCUUGUAGUCGGCAGUAUCAAUAUUUUUCGCCCUGAUUUUAUCAGAAAACGGUAAGUACAAAUAUUCUAGUGCAUCACUUGCACCCGAUCCAUCAUUGUAAAUAGUAGUAUAAUGCAACUCCCUAGCACCGCGUCUAAUCCCAACUAUUGGACAUUUACAACUAGUCUUUUUUGCAUUCUUUUUCAUGGUUGAAAUCAGUGACAUAAUAAAAAAUAUGGCUGCUUAGAACUCCAUCUUCUAUAUACCAUAAAUAUGUUGAAAAUGCAAACUUGUCAUGAUUUUGGUUUACAAAGUCAGUUCCACUAUCAGCAAGUGCUUCCAUUGAUGCAUUAUUUGUUUCCUUAGACUUUAAAUUCUUAAUUAAAUUUUCUGUUGCUCCAAAGUCACCGCACACCAAACCAACCAUAGGUGGUUUUUUCGAGAAUUGUUUGAAUUUUAAGGUCAUCGCCUAUUACUGAAGAAAAAAAAAUACAAAAUGCAUAUCUACAGACAUUGAAAAUAAAAAAGAAUAGUGGAUUAAUCGAAAAUAAUCCACUAUUGUUUUUAAUUUUUUGUGUCUUUAAAUGUGUAUUUUGUAUAUUUUUUCUUCUUCUGUAAUAUGCGAUAAUCUUAAAAUUUAAAUUAUUCUUGAAAACCAACUAUUGUUGGUUUGGUGUGCGAUGACUUUGGAGGAACGGAGAAUUUAGUUGAGAAUUUAAAGUUUAAGGCAACAAAUAAUGCAUCAAUGGAAGCACUUGCUGACAGUGGAACUGUCUUUGUAAACCAAGAUGCAGGGAUGCAUUUUCAACAUAUAUAUGCUACAUAGAAGAUGGAUUUCCAAGCGGCUACAUUCUUUAUUAUGUUCUUGUUUUGAACCAUGCCAAAUAACGUAAAGAAGAUUAUAGUUGUAAGUGUUCAAUAGUUGGGAUUAGAUACGGUUCUCGGGAGUUGCAUUAUGCUGCUGUUUACAAUGAUGGAUCAGGUGGAAGUGAUGCACACGAUCAUUUGUAUUUACUGUUUUCUGAUGGAAUGAGGGAGAAAAAUGUUAAAUACUGCCAACGAUAAGGAACAUUAAAAGAAAAUCGAAGAUGAAUUCAGAAGGAUCACCCGCUUUUCUAUGUUGUUGUGGACCCACGUAUUUCUUGGAAUAAUUAAGCUAGGUAGCCCUGUUGUCGUCGUGGAUGUGUGUAUUUUGGUUGUUGGGUGUUUGAUUUGGUUGUCCUUUGCAUGCACUCGCCUAGGAAUAUCACAUCUGUGUAGUGCCUAUUAAUUUGGAUCAAUGAUUUGAUUGGCUUGUACUAGUGUUGGUCCUUGGAUUUCUCAAAUUUGGACAGAUCUUUGUGCUCAUUUGGUUGA
Malus domestica (apple) is the source of this 1824-nucleotide messenger RNA. NCBI's taxonomy places the organism in Eukaryota, Viridiplantae, Streptophyta, Magnoliopsida, Rosales, Rosaceae. The record is from RefSeq and is a predicted model, not a curated record.